AUGUAUCAUUCCUCCUCGGAAACCCGACAUCCCCUGCAGCCGGAAGAACAAGAAGUGGGCAUUGACCCCUUGUCCAUAUAUUCCCACAGGCCUAGCGGUGAUGCAAAUAAAAAUGGAAGAACAAGUUCUACUUUAGGAUCUGAUGGGACGUACAGUUCAUACAGGAGAGAGUGGGAAGACCUGUUUGUAAACAGCAAUUACUUGGCAACAAUAAGGCUGAAGGGGAUUAAUGGGCAGCUGAGAAGCAGCAGGUUCCGCAGUGUUUGCUGGAAGCUUUUUCUUUGUGUUCUUCCUCAAGAUAAAAGUCAGUGGAUAAGUAGAGUUAAAGAAUUACGAGGCUGGUAUAGCAACAUUAAAGAAAUCCACAUCACAAACCCGAGGAAAACUGUCGGCCAGCAGGACUUGAUGAUCAAUAAUCCCCUUUCCCAGGAUGAAGGGAGUCUUUGGAACAAGUUCUUCCAAGAUAAAGAACUCCGAUCAAUGAUUGAACAAGAUGUCAAGAGAACGUUUCCCGAAAUGCAAUUUUUCCAACAAGAAAACGUGAGAAAAAUUCUUACAGAUGUUCUUUUCUGUUAUGCCAGAGAAAACCAGCAGUUGCUUUAUAAGCAGGGCAUGCACGAGCUGCUGGCACCCAUCAUCUUCGUCCUCCACGGCGACCACCAGGCUUUCCUGCACGCCAGCGAGUCCGCCCAGCCCAGUGAGGAAAUGAAGACUCUCUUGAAUCCUGAGUACCUGGAACAUGACGCCUAUGCGAUGUUUUCAAGACUUAUGGAGACUGCAGAACCCUGGUUUUCUACUUUUGAACAUGAUGGUCAAAAGGGGAAAGAGACAUUGAUGACCCCCAUCCCCUUUGCCAGGCCUCAAGACUUAGGGCCAACAAUUGCUAUUGUUACUAAAGUCAACCAGAUCCAGGACCACCUUCUGAAGAAGCAUGACAUUGAACUUUACAUGCACUUGAACAGACUAGAAAUCGCACCGCAGAUAUAUGGGUUACGGUGGGUGCGGCUGCUGUUUGGCCGAGAGUUCCCGCUGCAGGACCUCCUGGUGGUGUGGGACGCCUUGUUCGCAGACGGCCUCAGCCUGGGCCUGGUGGACUACGUCUUCAUGGCCAUGCUGCUGUACAUCCGGGACGCCUUGAUUUCCAGUAACUACCAGACCUGCCUUGGCCUUCUGAUGCAUUACCCACCCAUCGGGGACGUGCACUCACUGAUUCUCAAGGCCCUGUUCCUUCGCGAUCCGAAGAGAAAUCCAAGACCAGUGACUUAUCAAUUCCACCAAAAUUUGGAUUAUUACAAAGCCAGGGGGGCAGACCUCAUGAAUAAGAGCCGGACCAGCGCCCGAGGGGCUCCUCUGAACAUCAAUAAGGUCUCCAAUAGCCUGAUUAAUUUUGGAAGAAAGUUGAUUUCUCCAGCAAUGGCCCCAGGCAGCAUGAGUGGCCCGGUUCCUGGCGGCAUCAGUGGCCCCCCAUCCACUGUGGGGGUUCCAGCCAGGAGCGUCACUGACACCCCCCGGCACCACCUCCAGCAGCAGCAGCAGCAGCAGCAGCAGCAGCAGCAGAGGCUGAUGAAGUCGGAGAGCAUGCCAGUGCAGCUGAGCAAAGGCGAUGUAGUUACAGGAAGCGAUGCUCAGGCUUCUGUUCCUGUCCAGGCUCUAACUGACCUCCAAGGACAAACUUCUAAAAACAUCAGUUCGUCUCCCAGCAUCGAGAGCCUGCCUGGCGGGAGAGAGUUCGCCGGCUCCCCACCUCUGUCUGCGACAAAAAAAGAUUCCUUUUUCAGCCACAUCUCCCGGUCCCGCUCACACAGCAAGACCAUGGGCCGAAAGGAGUCUGAAGAAGAAUUAGAAGCCCAAAUCUCCUUCCUUCAAGGACAGUUGAAUGACCUGGACGCCAUGUGCAAGUACUGUGCGAAGGUGAUGAACACGCAUCUCGUCAAUAUUCAAGAUGUGAUUCUACAGGAGAAUUUGGAAAAAGAAGACCAAAUUCUGGUUUCCCUAGCAGGAUUAAAACAGAUCAAAGACAUCCUCAAAGGCUCCCUGCGUUUCAACCAGAGCCAGCUGGAGUCGGAGGAGAAUGAGCAGCUCACCAUCGCCGAUGACCACUACUGCUCAAGCGGCCGGGCGCCCGCGGCCACCACGCAGGCAUCCUCAGAGCCCACUGAUACAGGGAGCUCAGAGGACUUCAUCCUCGUCUCCAGAGAGGACGACAGGGACAGUGCCAGGGGACCCAUCCCGGGCCAGGCGCAGCCUCUCCGCACCGUCAGCCGCACGUCCCGCAAAGCUCAGACCUCGGCCCGCUGCCCGCUCACCUUCUCUGACCCGCUGACAGGCCCAGCCUCGGCCUCAUCCAGCAACCCCAGCUCCAGCCCCGAUGACAGCAGCAGCAGCCCCAGUAAGGACUCAGGCUUCACCAUCGUCAGCCCCCUGGACGUCUGA
Molecule: messenger RNA, 2433 nt
Organism: Elephantulus edwardii (Cape elephant shrew)
Lineage: Eukaryota; Metazoa; Chordata; Mammalia; Macroscelidea; Macroscelididae
Gene: TBC1D5
Product: TBC1 domain family, member 5
Exons: 21
Coding region: 1-2433 (810 amino acids)
Biological process (GO): activation of GTPase activity
Molecular function (GO): GTPase activator activity
Source: RefSeq, a predicted model, not a curated record